AUGGAGACACAGUUUUCAAGAAGUACUAUGAGAUUUAUGGCUCGACCAAAAAGGUACAAGCGGUCCAGGCCAUGCUUUUUAGAGAAAGAAGUACAAGGGGAGCAAGAGCAGCAGCAGCUGGCUGCUUAUACCCUCAUGAUGAUUUCUCAUGCUUAUGGAAUGACAUUUGCUCCUGCACCCAGAUUAAGUUUUCCCAGCAAGAGGAAAUCAGAGUGGCUUUUGGAGGGGUUUGAUUUUGAGGCAGAUUUCACAGAAAUGCCAGGGCUGAAGGAGGAGAAUGAGAAAAAAAGGAAUGCCAGGGCAUGCAGAAAGAGGAAAUUGUUCUCUUUAGAAGCUUUGGACAGAAAAAGGGAAAGCAUAAAUAACAUUUCAAAGUCCUUGCAGGGGCACAAAGAAGUUGCCUCUUCUUCUACCAAAGAAAAGAUUCACAAAUGCCUGAUUUGUGGGAGGGGUUUUACGAGCGGUAGAGCCCUGGGUGGGCACAAAAGUGCUCACACAAGAUAUAGAUCUAUUGAUGCAACAUCACGCCCUCAAGCAUUUUUCUAA
Messenger RNA from Cryptomeria japonica (Japanese cedar), 546 nucleotides. RefSeq lists its product as uncharacterized. The transcript has a single exon. Gene Ontology annotation, biological process: regulation of DNA-templated transcription. The record is from RefSeq and is a predicted model, not a curated record. The coding region runs from base 1 to 546 and encodes 181 amino acids. NCBI's taxonomy places the organism in Eukaryota, Viridiplantae, Streptophyta, Pinopsida, Cupressales, Cupressaceae.